Ornithodoros turicata is the source of this 5355-nucleotide messenger RNA. RefSeq lists its product as uncharacterized. The record is from RefSeq and is a predicted model, not a curated record. Gene Ontology annotation, biological process: DNA integration. Lineage: Eukaryota; Metazoa; Arthropoda; Arachnida; Ixodida; Argasidae. The transcript has a single exon. The coding region runs from base 1 to 5355 and encodes 1784 amino acids. Gene Ontology annotation, molecular function: nucleic acid binding; zinc ion binding.
AUGGACCGGCUUAAGCCUAAAAGAGCAGCACGGCGUGCACAAAUUACUCGACUCGUGAACGAGGUCACGGAUCUUCGGCAGGACGUCGGUGUCAGUAAGACCGUUUUGAAUGGACUUCUAGCUCGCAUAGAAGAAAGUUACAAGGAACUACAAGCGGUGAACGCAGAAAUCGAGCCCUUCAUAAAGGAUGAGGAUUUACCCGCGGAGUACGAAGCAGUAUUCCGAUAUGAAGAGCAAACUGCUAAUGCGACUGCGGAACUACGGACACGGCUGGCUGAUUUUCAGCUUUUGGAACGGCACAUGGCUUCUCCUCAGUCGGAGCCAGUGUCGCCUCGUAUGCCACAGAUCAACCAACAAGUCCAAGCGGGGAUCAAGCUACCUAAGUUGCAGUUGAUGACCUUCGCCGGUGAGCUCACAGAAUGGCGACCAUUUUGGGAGCAGUUCAAGACGGCAGUACAUGAAAACCAGCGGCUGAAUAAGACAGAGAAGUUCCAGUACCUAAACACGUCGUUGAAAGGACGAGCAGCUGAUUCCCUUCGUGGACUGCAAUCAACAGAGUCUUCCUACGACGACGCGAUUGAGAUACUAUCGCAGCGUUUCGGAGACACCUCUCUUAUACAACGGGAGUAUCUCGCGAGGCUACGGGAUUUACCAGCUGUGAAAUCACAGAGAGACGUACAUGGACUACGGUCUUUGUAUGACCAUUUACAAGCCAACAUGCGAGGUCUCAAGGCGCUGGGAGUGUCAACAAGUAGUUACUCGUCGAUGAUAGUCGAUAUCCUUUUCUCAGCUAUCCCUACAGAGAUGGUGGUUGAGUACCACCGAAUGCAUCGACACAAGAGGACCCCCAGCGACGACGGGACCGCAGAGCACAGGGAUAGGUCUACCAGGCCAGUUGCUCAAGAUGACUGCGGCGUAGAGACUACAGAUGAGUUGUCGAAGGUCCUCGACUUCAUCAGAGCGGAAUUAGAUAGCCUAGAACGGUCUGGACUGCAAUACAGUCAGAAGGCUUCAGGGGCCCAACAUACUAACGGGGCAAGAAACAAACUUAUUCCUACCGGAGCGGUUCUCCAAGCAUGCGUUGAAGGAACUCCAAAGUGCGUGUUCUGUGCAUCAACUGGCCACAGCACACUGGACUGCAAUGCAGGACUAUCGAUCGCCGAAAAGAUUAAAAAACUGUCAAAGGAUAUGCGCUGCUUUCGGUGUACGAAAAGAGGUCACCGGUCCAAGGACUGUCGUGUUAACGUUGUCUGUAAACAUUGUGGAAACAGACACGCUUCCGUCGUCUGCGAUCCCUCAAAGAGACCAGGUCCGACAAGUAGCAACGACACCGUGACCAACAUAAUGACCACCACCCAGCACAGGGACCAACGGGGACGUGCCGAGGUUCUUUUGCAGACCUUCAGACUAUGGGCGUCAUCUGACACCGCGUGUACCCAACUUCGUGGCAUCAUCGAUGGAGGUAGUCAGCUGACCUUCAUCCGUGACGACAUUGCGCAGAAGCUGAAACUGAAAGUUGUAGGUGAGAGCAAGUUGCGGUUGAACACUUUUGCCAGUUCGUCUACCGCUAACAAGACCCACUUAGGGAAAGUGGUUGAACUUCACCUGCGGAGUCAGUAUCGUCCUGUGGACUAUAUCAUACGCGCAACCACUAUUCCGUUCAUUUGCAAGGAUCUUGCGGAAAUUCCAGCUAAUCAGGAGUUCGUCGAAAGGCUUCGUCGACAAGGACACCAGAUAGCCGACGACUCCUUGUUUCCCAAUGUUCAGUGUGAAGCUAGCAUUGGACUGCUAAUAGGCAGUGACGAAAUGUGGCAGCUCUUGACAGGAGAAGUGAAGAGGCAUGCAGACGAUGACAAGUUGGUAGCAAUUGGAACAGUGUUCGGGUGGACGUUUCAAGGGCCUUCACAGGUCACACAUGGCUAUGCUGAAACUUCAGCAGCCACGACGAUAUGCGUCUUAAGAACAGGAGUUUGUGUGGAUCCAGAUGAUGUGCUGGAGAAGUUCUGGAAGUUAGACAGUAUUGGAAUCGCAGACGUAACGACAAACAACAACGAGCAUGACACAGCGGUGCUUGAAGAAUUUCAAAGAAACAUUCGUUAUGUGGACGGCCGGUACGAGGUGGCCCUACCCUGGAAGCCUCGUACAGAAGAAUUGGAAGACAAUUUCGAGGAAGCCAACCGGCGACUGCGAGGACUUACGAGACGGUUACUCCAAAAUGACUGCUUGACGAAGUAUGACGAGGUUAUAAGGAGCUACCUUGAAAAUGGGCACGCCGAGAAGGCCAAGGAAGACACAGCCCUGACUGGUUUGCAUUACUACAUGCCUCACAGGGCAGUAGUACGUAGCGAAUCCACGACAACGAAGAUACGUGUGGUGUUUGACGCCUCAUCACACGCAUCUGGAGCUACGUCGCUGAAUGACCACUUGGAGAAGGGGCCUAAGUUGGGAGCCGAUUUGGUGCCUGUCCUGUUGCGUUUCAGACUACACAGAAUAGCAAUCACAGCGGAUAUCCGAAAGGCAUUUCUGCAAAUCGGCAUUAGAGAGAAAGACAGAGAUGCUCUCCGUUUCUUGUGGUUUAACCAUGCUCCAACAUUGGACGAUCCACAGCCUGAAGUGGAGUGUUGGAGAAUGACGAGGGUGCCUUUCGGGACAUCGGCAAGUCCUUUCCUGCUGACUGCAACUCUACAGCAUCACCUGAGAUCAGUAGAGGGGUCGAACAAAGAUCUGGCCCAGGCACUAAUAAAUUCUUUCUAUGUCGACGAUCUGCUUGUGGGCGUAGCCAACGUUUUGGAAGGGAAACAUCUGGUCCAAAAGGCGGAAGACAUCUUUCAGAGGGCAGGAAUGAAACUAAGCAAAUGGGCGUCUAACUCUGCUGAGCUACAGACUAUGUUCCUGCAGUCCGACACCGGCGGAGCUAGCGAAGGAAAAUCAUUCGUCGACACUGCACACACUAAGGUACUUGGGGUGAUGUGGGACCGAUCUAGUGACAGACUGAGCUUCUCAGCACAGCACCUGCUGGAUGUCAUUGCCGACAUGAAAGACAGCAAGAGGUCCAUACUGCAGGCUUCCGCCAGACUGUUCGAUCCUCUGGGGUACCUGUCACCGUAUACCAUUCGAGUGAAGAUGCUUUUCCAAGAACUCUGGAAGGCGAAGAUAGAUUGGGACUCCAAACUUCCAGAGGAGAUAUCGAAGACAUGGAACCUCUGGCUUAAGGAGCUGCCCGACCUACAUAUGAUCUCAGUGGAAAGAUGUGUGCUUCCAACCGAAGGGUCUUUGUACACUUAUGAAAUGCACAUCUUCACGGAUGCUAGUCCGCAGGCAUAUGGAGCAUGCGCCCUCCUACGGAGCACGAGUGAGAUUGGAGAAACAAAGGUAUCCCUGCUGUUUUCAAAGUCACGAGUGGCACCACUCCAGAAGAUCACUUUGCCCAGGCUGGAACUAAUGGGGGCCCUGAUAGGAGUGCGAAUAGCCAAGUUCCUGAGUCAAGCGCUGUCUUUGUCGAACCUUGAGACGACAUUCUGGACCGACUCCACCAUUACGCUAAGCUGGAUCCGAGGUGACUCAACGAGGUGGAAACCCUUCGUGAGGAACAGAGUGGCAGAGAUCCAGGCGAAUAGCCGUCAGCAGCAGUGGAGGCAUUGCCCAGGCUGCGAUAACCGAGCGGACGCCUUAACAAGGGGACUCACCGUCAGGUCAUUAAGUCAGAACACACAGUGGUUUGAAGGACCCGGGUGGCUUGCCCAUCCACGCACAGUUUGGCCAAAGCCUUGCGGUGAAGAAGAUGCGGACUUAGAGAGCGUCGAGGAAGAAAAGCUGAGAGCCGCACUAGUGAUUGCAGGUGAUUUAAAGGGGCCUUCUCCUCUAUUCGAGCUUUCUAAGUACAGCAGUUACAACCGCGUUGUGCGGGUUACCGCAUGGAUACGAAGAUUUGUGUGGAAUUGCCGCACUAAUGUAAAAAACAUAGGGGCGCUUACGGCAUCUGAAGUGGCGGAGUCCGAGAUGUUAUGGGUGAGACAUGUGCAACGUGAAGUCUACCCCGAAGAGACGUUCGCACUCAGUCGCAACGAGCAAAUUGCCAAAUCAUCCAAGCUUCUGAGGCUGAAUCCGUUGCUCGAUGAAAAUAGAGUGAUGCGGCUUACGGGCAGACUACAGUGCUCGGACAACACUGAAGAUAUCAAGCAUCCCAUUCUGCUACCAAAGAAGCACACGCUAUCCAAGCUGAUUGUUCGGAAUGCACAUGAACUAACGCUACAUGGAGGGGUACAACUGACAUUGUCGACCUUGCGAGAGAAGUGGUGGAUAGUCCAGGCCAGGCAGAUUGUGAAGUCGAUCAUACACGACUGCACGGUGUGCGUAAGGUUUCGUGCUACUCGAAUCACAGCGCCAACUGCGCCUUUGCCAGACGUUCGGACAAACCCGACUCACCCCUUUGAGACCACAGGUGUCGACUUUGCGGGACCGUUGUACAUCAAAGCUAGUAAAGGUUACGAAUCCUCCUCUAAGUCAUAUAUCCUCCUCUUCACAUGUGCCACGACGAGAUCGAUUCAUCUCGAGUUAGUGACCGAUACAACGGCGAAAGCGUUCCUCAUGGCGUUCCGACGAUUUAUAUCAAGAAGGGGAACUCCUUCUAUCAUAUACAGCGACAAUGCCCUUGCUUUCAAGAUGGCGUCGAGGGACAUUCAAGACUUGUGGAGGAUAAUGCGUAGCACCGAAUCACAAGACUUUAUGUCUGCAAGACGUAUUAACUGGAGGUUCAUCGUAGAACGGGCUGCAUGGUGGGGCGGAAUGUGGGAACGACUGAUACGGACGGUCAAGAGCUGCUUGCGGCGAAUUCUGGGAAGACAGUGCCUCACAUUCGAAGAGAUGGAAACUCUUCUUCAUGAAGUAGAGGCAGUUGUUAACUCCAGACCUCUCACCUUUCUUCAUUCCACUCCCGACGAACCUGCCGCGCUGACUCCAGCUCAUCUACUAAUAGGCAGGACCUUAACGGCACUACCCGAGAAACCUUCGCAUGAAGUUCAAUCCUCGACAGCCCAGUCAAGCAUCCGAAGAUGGCGACACAAACAGAAAAUUGCAGACAUGUUUUGGAGAAGAUGGAAGCAGGAGUAUCUCCUCGAGCUCAGGUCAGCUCAUCAAACAAACGCAACGGAGUGCUUCCCGAAGCUUUCGGAAGGGGACGUGGUUCUUCUUCACGACCAUAAGACACCUCGACAUAUCUGGAAGCUGGCUAGAGUCAACGAAGUUCAUCCCGGUCGAGAUGGCAAUGUACGCUCUUGUACAGUGAGGCUACCCAAUGGGACUAUAACUCGACGGCCUGUGCAGCUAUUGUACCCGUUAGAAAUGACUAGACAUUGA